UCACAGAUAAAGAGCAUUUCACCAUGUUUUACAGAAUGAAUGUCAUUUUGUGUACCAGGCUUCUUAAAGUCCUAAAUCAGUCCAAAAAUCAUCGUUAAGCAAUUCACAUAAAAUUAGAAAAAGUACCAAAAUAGGCUAUUAAGGUGAUAAAGAGCAUGUUUUGGGCUGUGAAAGAGGGCACAGGGGAGUUGCAUAAUGAAGCCCCUAAGGAAAACUUGAUGAUUUCAUUUUAUUAGCAGACGGAGAUCUUUGUUUAAACACAGUUGCAAAUGAAACACACUGCAUUGCAGAAGAAGCUGCAAAUUCAGCAGGUUGAUCGUCCUGUCUGAUUGUAGACCGGAUCAGAGGCACAGGCCAGAUGCUGUGUACCACCUCAACUUUUUGCCCCUGGUCCCGGGAGAAAAAGGCUACAGCCUCCGGGGAAAGCUGCAUCCUCUGAACUCUCUACUUGGCCCUGUGUAUGUGAUGUGUGGUGGCCCGGACUCCGAAGUGGCGAAUCUUGCGGUGCAAUCAACGUCUUGCACCGGGCCCGAACUGACAGGGCCGGAGGUCCAAUGAAAUAAGUCGACAUAUUGAGAUUGUCAAAUCAAAGGCAAAGAGGAGGCGCCGUGCCGGCGUCGUCUGAAUUACGUCAUGCACAAACAGCUGGUCGUUGGCAAAAAUCUGAAAAAAUGUAGACCAGCACAGCCACUGAGAACUGCACCCGGGCUGUAGCCCUCCACAAAAUAUUUGGCUUUUAACGAUGUGGCAACUGGAGCGUCUGGGCUCAGCAUGUAGCCCUCCGAGGCUCCUUUUGCUUGUUUACAUCCAUCUCUGCGCUCUUGGAGAUUGCCUUUUUGUGACUGAAUACUUCACCCGUACGCCUCGUAAGCUGAACGCUUUCAACUCAUUCGCCAGUGUGGAACUGUUCCACUUCAGUGUGCCUGACGACACCAUGAUGGCUGUAUGGAACCUCAUCACCUUCAAGGAGCAAGGGGGCAUGUUUGGAGACAGCUGCCCAAACCGCAAUGUGACUGUGUACUUCAGGUCUGGAGCACCGCCAGUAAUCAACCCCUUGUACACCCACUUCCCCCGGGAUACAGUUGUCCCAGGAUCCUUUGCUGUGACUCUGACUUGGACUCUUCCAAACCGCACAACCGGAGCAUUCAACGUGACCAGCCCGCUCCCUGGAGACUGGUUCCUAGCUGCACAUUUACCCAAGGAUGAAGGCAAGAUCUCGGUAAAGGGUCUGUCUGAAGAAUGCCAGUAUCUGUUCCAACCCCAGCUCAUUGUCCAGAGGUUAAUUGGGAUUUCAGUGCUCUAUCCUGGAUACUUCAUCGACCAGACGAUCCCCGUCCAUAACAGAUCAGCCCUUUAUAAAGUGUUCAUCCCCAAUUAUAUAUCAAAGGUGAAGGUUCAGCUGGUAAACUGCAGCACCAAGAACAAGAGUAGCGACAGUUGUCCUGUGGUCCUGAAGAUAAGAGCACGGGCGCCGCCGGUACAUAACUCAAGUGCCCUCGACUGCAGGGAGUGGAACCCUUGUGAAUUAGACACCCUCGUACCUGCCUGGGAACAGUGGUACUACAUCCUGGUGGAGAGAUAUCUAAGUAAUACAGAUGUCUACUUUCGCAUUGGGGUGCAGGUUACAGAUUGCUCCAAGCCCAAUUUGUCGAAGGACCAAGCACAGCCCAGCUCCUCCAUGAACAUGCCUCAGUCUUUUGGAACAGCAAUGGAUUUCUCCCUGUCUGAGACGCUGUCAAUGGCAGCUCUGCCCAGCCUGUCACAGAACGCCAGUCACUUGCACACUUUAGAGGACAGCAUCAUUUACCUCGCCCCCACCUCUGACACUAACAAGUGCUGGCCCAUCCGUCCGACCCUGCGCAAUGAACUGGAUACCUUUUCUGUGCACUUCUAUGUCUUCUUUGGCCCAAAUAUAUCAGUUCCUCCAGACAGGGCUGCUGUGUUUGCUAUUAACCUCAUGCCAGUUUUAGACAGUGGAGGAGUCCUCAACAUGGAGCUCAAGCUCAACAUGUCUACACUAAAAGGAGCUAAUGUGACAGUGUUUGGCUGCCUGAACCACGGGAUGCCUCUUUUCUUAAGGGAAAACUCUUCUCUGAAAUGUGAAUCUGAAUCUGUAGCUGGGUUUUUCCUUUCUCUAAACGCUUCAGCUAAUAUCACCAAACUGAGGAUUCCUUACCCACAGACAGGCACCUGGUACCUCAGUCUGCGCACUCUGUGUGCCACUGGACAUGGAUUUGAGGCGUGCACUAAUGUCACCACCGAGGUGUAUAUGCGCUCCUAUCUGACUCCUUGCAUUAAUGACUGUGGGACAUAUGGACAGUGCAAGCUUCUGCGCACAAACAACUACCUUUACGCUGCGUGUGAAUGCAAAGCAGGCUGGGAUGGCUGGGGAUGCACAGACAAUUCAGAGGCCUACUCCUAUAGUUUCCAGCUCCUGUCCACCCUGCUGCUGUGCCUCAGCAACCUGAUGUUUGUCCCGCCUGUGGCCAUCGCCAUUCGAAGCCACUACCUGCUUGAAGCUUCAGUCUACAUCUUCACCAUGUUCUUCUCCACUUUCUACCAUGCUUGUGACCAGCCAGGUAUUGUUGUCUUUUGCAUCAUGGAGUAUGAUGUCCUGCAGUUCUGUGACUUCCUCGGGUCACUCAUGUCAGUGUGGGUCACUGUGAUUGCGAUGGCCAGGCUAAAGUCGAUCAUCAAACAGGUGCUGUAUCUGCUGGGGGCGAUGUCUCUUUCUAUGGCUUUGCAACUAGACCGUCAUGGCCUGUGGAACCUGCUGGGACCCAGCCUGUUUGCUCUGGGCAUCAUGGCUGUGGCAUGGACGGUGCGCACCAUCCGCCGGCGGCGUUGCUACCCGCCCACCUGGAAGCGCUGGGUGUUCUUCCUCUUCCCGGGCACCAUGAUCGCCACAUCUGCUGUGGCCCUUUAUGCCUUCGUGGAGACGGAGGAGAACUACUUCUACAUCCACAGCAUCUGGCACAUGCUGAUUGCAGGGAGUGUGGGUUUCCUCCUGCCGCCACGUGCCAAGCCUGACGCCAAGGUGACCCCGCUGAAGCGUAGGCGGGGCUGUGGCUAUCAGCUGUGUGUGAACGAGCACGAGGAGCUGGGUCUGGUGGACCCGGCUAUCAUCUCCAUCAACAGUAUUUGUACCAGCUGAUACACUCCCCAGCUGCAGCCUUUUACCUUAGAGACACUUCAUUGCCUUCUUUUACUUGGGGAAAUUCACACAUGGGAAAUUAAGCCACAGAACUUGAAAAAGCAGUGUAAAUACUUUAAUGCAGAUGUGACAAAUUGGAUCUUUUUUUUCUGUUGUUAUUGUUAUGGUAAUUACUACGAAGACAACUGUAAUAUUAUCUAUAGUUAGUUGUUCUGAUUAAUUGUGGGUGUACAGUGAGCUGUUGUUUGUGAAUAUGUAUUUAAAAUCAAAGCUGAAACACUGCUGCUAUCUGACGGUGACUGUAAAACUGCUUCUGUUGGGUAUUUAUUGGUGGUCUUGUAAAGAGACCAUUUUACUGUUGGGGCACAGAUCAGGGGGAGAAAUGGGGGAACAUUUACCAAGGGCACGGCUUUUCUGAAAUUCUUUUGGAAUAUAUAUUUUGCACUGAGACACAAAAAUGUUACUCUGUACAUUUUUAUAACAGUAUGAACUACAGUGGGAAUCACAAAUGUAAAACCUAGUUGUCAUGUGGAAUGUUAGACUGUCUUUUGCAACUGCAAUGUAUUGCUUUCCCACGAAUGUGCUGAUUGUUCUUGAUGGUAACAACUCCAAAGUCCAGCUGCCUGUUGAAAGGGAAGAGGGGAGGCAGGAUUACUUCAGAGACCUCAAACCAAGACCUCACCUCCCUGUUCUUUUCUGACAGGACCUGUGUGACACCACAUUCAUAAACAAUAAAUGUUUUCUUUCUUUGCCUCAGUAUUACUCCUGAUUUCAAAGCUUUUAAAUGCAGUGCAACCGGUGACAAAGACAUCACACUGCAGUCGCUGGCCCUAAUGGAAGCCAGUGGUACUCAGACAGUGAGAUGAGAUGCUGUCAACAGUAUCCUCCCAGGAAUAGAGCAAGAGAUAAAUAAUUCUCCUGCAGAGCGGCAGCAUGAAUAUAGCUUCAGAGCAUACUGUUGAUAUGAAGCCUCCCUCUCCUGUAAGGAGAAGCAGAGCUGUGAGCUGUGUUUUAUGACUCUUUGCACGGUUCAUUAUUAGGUGCGAUCUAUCAGCAGCGCCUCAGGAUUUAUCAUUCUGUGUGUGUGGCAGGUCUUUUUUUAAUAUGAAAGAAUUCAUUCUUUUGGCAAGUGUACAUUUUGUACCAGGUAAAACUAAAGGUCGUACCUGGCCUUGACACCACACAAAUAAAAAAAUCAACACAGCCCUUAGAGGAACAGUUUGGCAUUUUGGAAAAUACACUUAUUCACUUUCUUAUUUACUCCAAAGACACAGACACACUUAGCAGUGAACAUAGUGGAGAAUGUAGAACCUACUGUAAAGAGCCAUAUAAUGAGCUAAAAGAGAAUGACUACUGGG
This is a messenger RNA of Monopterus albus (swamp eel), 4512 nucleotides long. It is a transcript of the gene tmem8b, whose product is annotated as transmembrane protein 8B. Lineage: Eukaryota; Metazoa; Chordata; Actinopteri; Synbranchiformes; Synbranchidae. The record is from RefSeq and is a predicted model, not a curated record. The transcript has 13 exons. Gene Ontology annotation, cellular component: membrane. Bases 743 to 3154 code for a protein of 803 amino acids.